Capsicum annuum is the source of this 940-nucleotide messenger RNA. RefSeq names its product ribosomal RNA-processing protein 17. Gene Ontology annotation, molecular function: RNA binding. The record is from RefSeq and is a predicted model, not a curated record. The transcript has 4 exons. NCBI's taxonomy places the organism in Eukaryota, Viridiplantae, Streptophyta, Magnoliopsida, Solanales, Solanaceae. The coding region runs from base 161 to 769 and encodes 202 amino acids. Gene Ontology annotation, cellular component: nucleolus.
UAAUAAGGAUGAUUUUAGUCAAAAACUCGAGUUGUCCAACCUAAAUUUAAUUAGGAGUUAAUAAUAAAAGUAACCCCCUCCCCCCCCCUCCCCAACUCCUUAAGAAGAGAAUAAAAUAGUUGGAAAUUUAUGAGGGGUUUUAGGUUUUGUCACAGCUGCCAUGGAAGACGAAGAAGGAGGAGGACAAAUUCGUGGGAUAAGAGGUAGACAUAUCAAGAAAAGAGCUCUCAAGAACAAAACCCUCACUGUCUCUUUUGAUGAAAAAGACCUCAAGGAUUUUGUGACUGGUUUUCAUAAGAGAAAGAAGAAGAGAAGAAAAGAAGCACAAGUGCAAUUGGAAGAAGCCUGGAGGAGGAAACGUAUUGAGGCUCGUAAAAAGAGAAAGGAGGAAAGAGAGUUUGCCAUCUUUGGUGGAGCUGCGCCUGAUUCAGGUGCUGGAAAUGAUGAACCUGAUGAGGACCUUGACGACGAAGAAGAAAAUGAGCCUAAUGCAACAGUCUCAGGGUCUACAACAUAUGACAAUGGUGAUGUGCAAGUCAUCGUGACAACAAGUGAGAUCUCUCGGGAAGAAGAAGAAUCCCCGGCUCAAGUGCCACCACCAUCAGCAGCAGCUCAAGAUGCUGGAGAAACUAAAAACAACAAACGAAGCAUUCCAGUAACUAAGAAGAAGCCAUUCAAGAAAGUUGCGAAAAAGAGAUCCCGGCCCAAGCCACAGAGUAAGAGAGAUAAGAGAAAAGGCAAAAAGAAGAACAGGAAGCAGCUGCAAUAGUUUAACAGAUGCUUCCUCAUCCUGUGGAGCCCUUUUUUUAAAAAAAAAUUAUUUUGAAUAUUUUUAGCACGUAGUAUUUUAGUCCUUUUUUGUUUGCUUAUGUUAUGAUGAAGGUUUGUUCGCAAUGAUUAAUCUGGCUGGAUUAUUUUUCUCAAUUGAUUAUUUGUGCCA